AUGGGCAACGCGAGGCGUUUCGCGAUGAUACCCGGGCCCAAGCCCCUGCCGAUCAUUGGUAACUCCUGGCGGUUUGCCCUCGGCCAGAAGCCGUGGCGAACUAAAUCGCUCGACGCCACACUGUGGAGACUACGAGAAUUAGCCGGCUCCGGUGGCGCGGCGAAGGUGGCGAAGCUCUUCGGUCACCCUGACCUGGUGUUCCCGUUCUGCGCUGAGGAGACGGCGAAGAUAUAUAGACGAGAAGACUCGUUACCAUAUAGAGCGGUCGCGCCGUGCCUGAAGCACUACAAACAGGAGUUGAGGAAGGACUUUUUCGGUGACGAGCCAGGAUUGAUUGGAGUUCACGGGAUGCCGUGGUCGAAAUUCCGGUCGAAGGUGUCAAAAGCGCUUGCGUCCCCGGAAGCAGCAAGAUCUGCGGUUCCUUGCCUAGAUUACGUCGCUGAAGACUUUGUCAAAAAAAUGGAGAGCCUGCUUGAUGAAAACAGCGAGCUGCCAAAAGAUUACCUCACCGAACUCUACAAAUGGGCAUUGGAGUCUGUUGGAGCUUGGGCCUUGGGAACAAGACUGGGCUGCUUGAGCAAUGAUGAUGUCGCCGCUAAGGAUAUAAUCAGGAGCAUCCACGGCUUCUUCCACAGCGUGCCCGAGUUGGAGCUAUCAGCGCCGCUGUGGAGAUUGUAUUCUACCCCAGCUUACAAAACCUACGUAGAUGCGUUGGAUUCCUUCAGAUCGCUCUGCUUAAAGAGACUGACUGAUAAAGGGAUCUGUGCCAGCAUCGCGAAGGUGUCUGGGGAGAAGGUGGCGACGAUUUUAGCGUUGGAUCUGCUGCUAGUCGGCGUUGACACAACAGCGGCUGCUGCGGCUAGCACUGUGUACCUUUUGGCGAAGAAUGAAAGAGCACAAAGGCGGCUGCAAGGGGAGCUGGACAAGAAUCUUCCUGCGGGAAGGAUACUCAAUAGCAGAGACCUGGAUCGGCUUCCAUAUCUACGCGCCUGUUUAAAGGAGGCCUUGAGAAUUAAACCAGUGAUAUUGGGGAACGGUAGAUGCAUUCAAUCGGAUGCCGUAAUUUCUGGAUAUGAAGUACCCAAAGGGUCGCACAUAGUAUUCCCGCACUACAUAAUGUCGAACGAAGAGAGGUACUUCCCCUCGCCGGAGGAAUACGUGCCCGAGAGAUGGCUAAGGGACGCCAAACACCAAAGUGACACAGAGCCCCACACAGUGGACGUGUGUCGCCGGCAGAGGGUAGUUGGCAUUCACCCCUUCGCGUCCCUGCCUUUCGGAUUCGGACGGCGAAUGUGUAUUGGAAAGAGAUUCGCGGAAGUUGAACUUCAGUUAUUGCUUGCCAAGAUAUUCCACAAAUACGACGUAUCAUGGCGUCACGGCGAGCUGACGUACAGCGUAACCCCUACUUACAUCCCUAACGAACCACUCCAGUUCACCCUGAAGCAUAGGGACAAGAGAUGCCAAUAA
Messenger RNA from Leptosia nina, 1467 nucleotides. Lineage: Eukaryota; Metazoa; Arthropoda; Insecta; Lepidoptera; Pieridae. The record is from the annotation of a GenBank genome assembly.